Messenger RNA from Didymodactylos carnosus, 1095 nucleotides. Lineage: Eukaryota; Metazoa; Rotifera; Eurotatoria; Philodinida; Philodinidae. The record is from the annotation of a GenBank genome assembly.
AUGGCCUCAUCGGUACAUUCAUCAUGUUGUAAAAAUAAUUUAAAAUAUCAAAUUGAAUCGUUUGUCAAAAAUGAAAUGGAUAAAUUUUAUUCUGCAUCUAACAUGGCCAACAGCGAUAAACGAAGAUAUUAUUCAUUAUAUCGUUCAAACAUAGAUAACCCUAUAAUUAUUAAAAAACCAAUUCAACCAUCGUUAACAAAAACUUUUUUAAUGCAUAUCUAUAACAAAGCCCAUUCCUACAUAAAUAAAUGGAAAAAAUCAAAUAUUGUCGAAGUCAACCAACCAGUAGAAAAAAGUCCAACAGUCAAUAAUGGAUUAUUGUCAACUGCUUUAGUGAAAAAUUCUAAAAAUAGUAUGACAACAGAAAGACUACCGACUGCUCAAACUGCUGAUGUACUGUAUCAGUCAGUUAAAAACCCAUGUUCAGAUAAAGAUACAUUUCUCGAAAUAACUGUCCAUCCAGUAAAUAAACGAAAGAAAAUUUCAAAUCAUCGAAAUUGUAUGAAAAAGCCAAAAGACCAAAGUCUAAGUCUUCGUUUUCCAAUCUUUUAUCCCUCUCCGCAAUCAUCGAAACACCGCCACACACAUCACCGUUCGUCAUUAUCAGCAUCGAUAAUUAAAUCAAAAAAAGUAAAACAUAAAAUGAAGCGUAGUAUACGUGAUGUUGCAGUAAAAAAGUUCAGUCCCAUACCCGUCACCUCGGUACGGACGUCUAAUUAUUCAUUUAGAGAUUGGUUGAAUCAGAUAAAAAAAUCUGCUGAUGAUAAAGACGAUAAUAAAUCAACUGUAUCAAUUUCACUAACAACGAAUGAAAAAUUACCAAUGAAUAACGGAGUGAAAUUAGACACAUCAUUAAGAAGUUUUUCAAGUUUCAAAUCGCCAUUAAUUCUAAGAUCCGUACAGUCUAUCAGCACAAAUUGUCGAAGUAGAAAAAGAAUGUACGAGCAUGAAGAAAAUACGCAAAAACAAAAAUGGAAGAAUUGUUCAUGUCGACUAUGUGGAUCAACACUGAAUAAUGGUAGUUGUUCGUGCAUUGUCCAAUGCAUAUUAAAUAUGCAUCAUCAACAACAACAAAAUAUUAAUCACAUUUCAUAG